GCCGCUUCUCAUCCCCUUUCACGUGGAAAGCAGCCGGUUGGGAGCUCACCUCAGCCACGGGGUUCACAGGUAUCCUUGAAGUGACGAGAUCGCAGGUCACUCACUCGGAGGGGUCGUCUGGGAUUAUCGCCGCUUGUGAUCCCGCCUUUUGAUCCAACAAAAAACAACCGGGUCGGUGCGAUAUGGGUCUCUUCUUUACCGCCUAGUCCAAAGUCUUAGUCCUGCGAUUCUUGCCCUCAUCUUCGUCCAAGCUCUGUGAAAGAUCCUACUGCAUUGCCGCCGGCUAGAAGCAUCUGAAAGGUGCAGUCAAGCCGAGUUCUAGGGUCGUAUUCCUGCGGCUCUCUCCAAGCAGAUAAUACCGCCUGCAAGCAUCUCACCGCGGGGCACUGCACACUAACCGAAUCAUGUCCGACGACGAGCCCGACCUCGAACUCCUGGCCCUCCUCCGCCAGCGGUUCCAGGGGAAGCUCAAUAUUGACGAUGAGCCCGAGACGGGCGUUCUCGACGGCGCCGAGUUCGUCUACGACAACUCCAUCGACGUCGCCAUCGACAUGAGGGCCACAAAGAGGGCCGCCGCCACCAUCUACGCCCAGAUGGAACAGAAGAAGUACUCAACCUCCACCUGGGCAGAGCACGAGCUGCACCCAAAGACAAAGGACGAGAGCACCGCCGCCUUCAUCUUCACCAUGGACCUGCUCAACUUUUGCUUCUGGUCAGAGAAGCCCGAGGACGAGAGGUACGCGGUCGAGUAUCGCGGCAAGACCUGGACGGGCUACUGGAGCAUGGUCGCCUCGCUGCAGCGCGCCCUCGAGGAGGGCAUCCCCAUCACCAGCUCCGAUUUUUGGCAGAGCGAGGACGAAUGCAACUUGGAAGUUCUCAGACACGUCUUCCGCUCCAAGACGGAGGAGGAGAUGCCCCUUCUCGAGAAACGCUUGGUGUGCUUGCGGGAAGCCGGUACUGUCUUGUAUGAGAGGUACAGUUGCAGCGUGACGAAACUCAUCGAGGCCGCCAAGGGAUCGGCCGCACGGCUUGUGAACUUGCUCGCCCGCGAUUUCGACUGUUUCCGCGAUGAGCACAAAUUCGACGGCCGUCGGAAGCCGGUGAGGAUCCUCAAGAGAGCGCAGAUCCUCGUGGCCGACAUCUGGGCAUGCUUUGGCGGUGAGGGCAUCGGUGCUUUUAGGGAUAUCGACAAGAUCACCAUGUUCGCCGACUACCGGGUCCCGCAGAUUCUCAGCACCAUGGGUUGUUUGUAUUAUAGCCCUUCGCUGGCGACGGCUAUCACUGAUAAGCGGGUUAUUGAGAGCGGAUCGAGGUUGGAGUUGCAAUUGAGAGCGUGCAGUAUUUGGUGCGUUGAGCUCAUCAAACGGGAGAUCCAGAGGGACCACCCCGGAACGAGCGUCAACGCCAUUUUGAUCGAUUUCUUUUUGUAUGAUACCAUGAAGGAGCUGGAGGCGGCUGGCACGGAGACGAUAGGACAUCACAGAACACGGAGUAUUUGGUACUGAGGUAGAGCAGCUUGAUCAAGGUAUGGCCAAGAUGGGGAGACGGGAGACCUUCAGCACCUCUGAUAAGGGGUAUAAUUCAUGUUCGCUGUUGUCCAGCAUAGAACAUUUCGUGUGAUAAUUUACAGCAAACCCCCG
Colletotrichum scovillei is the source of this 1640-nucleotide messenger RNA. RefSeq lists its product as uncharacterized. Lineage: Eukaryota; Fungi; Ascomycota; Sordariomycetes; Glomerellales; Glomerellaceae. The transcript is spliced from 2 exons. Bases 405 to 1505 code for a protein of 366 amino acids. The record is from RefSeq and is a predicted model, not a curated record.